AUGUCGCUGUCUAACAAGCUCUCCAUCACUGACGUUGACGUCAAGGGCAAGAGAGUCCUCAUUCGAGUCGACUUCAACGUCCCUCUCGACGCCGACAAGAACAUCACCAACAACCAGCGAAUUGUCGGUGCCCUCCCCACCAUCAAGUACGCCCUCGAGAAUGGCGCCAAGUCCGUCAUCUUGAUGUCCCAUCUCGGCCGCCCCAACGGCUCUCCCAACGAGAAGUACUCCCUCAAGCCCGUUGUCCCCGAGCUCGAGAAGCUUCUCGGCAAGAAGGUCACCUUCGCCCCCGACUGUGUCGGUCCUGAGGUUGAGGAGAUCGUCAACAAGGCUGAGGACGGCGCUGUCAUUCUCCUCGAGAACCUUCGAUUCCACAUUGAGGAGGAGGGCUCUUCCAAGGAUAAGGAGGGCAACAAGACCAAGGCCGACAAGGCUCAGGUCGAGGCUUUCCGCAAGGGUCUGACUGCCCUUGGUGACGUCUACAUCAACGACGCUUUCGGCACUGCUCACCGUGCUCACUCCUCCAUGGUCGGUGUCGACCUGCCCCAGAAGGCCUCCGGUUUCCUCGUCAAGAAGGAGCUCGAGUACUUCGCCAAGGCUCUCGAGGAGCCCCAGCGUCCUUUCCUCGCCAUCCUCGGUGGUGCCAAGGUCUCCGAUAAGAUCCAGCUCAUCGACAACCUCCUUGACAAGGUCAACACCCUGAUCAUCUGCGGUGGAAUGGCUUUCACCUUCAAGAAGACUCUCGAGGGUGUCUCCAUCGGUAACUCUCUCUUUGACGAGGCUGGCUCCAAGACCGUCGGCAACCUCGUCGAGAAGGCCAAGGCCAAGGGCGUCAAGCUCGUCCUCCCCGUUGACUACAUCACCGCCGACAAGUUCGACAAGGACGCCAACACUGGUUACGCCACCGACAAGGACGGCAUCCCCGAUGGCUGGCAGGGUCUUGACUGCGGCGAGGAGUCCGUCAAGCUCUACAAGGAGGCCAUCGCCGAGGCCAAGACCAUCCUCUGGAACGGUCCCGCCGGUGUCUUCGAGUUCGAGAAGUUCGCCAGCGGCACCAAGGCCACCCUCGACGCCGUCGUCGACGCUGUCCAGAAGGACGGCAAGAUCGUCAUCAUCGGAGGUGGUGACACCGCCACCGUCGCCAAGAAGUACGGCGUCGAGGACAAGCUCAGCCACGUCUCCACCGGUGGUGGUGCCAGCUUGGAGCUUCUUGAGGGCAAGGAGCUGCCCGGUGUUACCGCUCUGUCGAGUAAGUAA
Messenger RNA from Fusarium fujikuroi IMI 58289, 1257 nucleotides. RefSeq names its product probable phosphoglycerate kinase. The record is from RefSeq and is a predicted model, not a curated record. Gene Ontology annotation, biological process: glycolytic process; gluconeogenesis. Gene Ontology annotation, molecular function: ADP binding; ATP binding; phosphoglycerate kinase activity. The coding region runs from base 1 to 1257 and encodes 418 amino acids. The transcript is spliced from 3 exons. Gene Ontology annotation, cellular component: cytosol. Lineage: Eukaryota; Fungi; Ascomycota; Sordariomycetes; Hypocreales; Nectriaceae.